GUACUCCUCUUACGUGUUCUUUCCCAGUUGACAUUGGCAAAAAAAAUCACUAUUGAUGAUAUUGAAAUCAACAUUGAAGAUUUCACCAUUGGACAUCUCAAGGAACAUAUCUGGAAGAAAAACCGAAAUGACUUUGCAGAUAUUGACCCUGCUAAUCUAAAACUUUGGAAAAAGUAUAAAGUACUUAUUGAGAAACCUCAUGAUGAAAUUGACAUAAAACGAGAACUUGGAGGUAAUGAGUUGGGUGGUUUUGAGUUGUUUCUUGAUAUUUUUCCAGCUGACUAUAAUCCUCCAAGGCGACAUAUACAUAUAAUCAUACAACCACCUACCCCCACUGGUCCGGUGGAUGUCUCGAAAAAUUUUUAUGUUCCGUUUGAGAUGCUGUAUUCAACUCAAAAGCUGGAUGAAGCCAUAGAUGAAAAGGUGUGCGUGCUCUUAGUUGGACAUUUUCAAUCUGGAAAAACAUCGAUCCUACAUUAUCUGAGUGACAACAAAAAGAAUCACUUUUACAUUCAAUCUUCAAUGUUAACGGAUGGCUUCCUACAUGGGUUGUGCAAACGACUUUCUUUGAAUUUAUGUAGUAGCAUAAUCGAUUUAAAUUAUGAAAUCCUGAAGAACUACAAAGGAGGGGAGAUAGUAAUUUUGAUUGAUGAAUUUGACCGAUUUUUACUUAACAGCAAAGAUACUGGAGAUACGAUUGAUCAAAUGAAAGAACUCACUAAAUGCGUAAAUGAUAGGGGAAUAGAAGGGAUCAAAUCUAUUGUUUUUGCUGGCAGUUUCUCGAUUACUACAAUGCUUGAAGAUGGACUUUCACAAAUUAAAAAAGUCGUUAGAAUGUCGUCGCAGAAGGACAGUUUAUCACAGAAGAAACAGACUCGCGAAUGCCUUGAAAAGCUGGUAGGAGUUCCAUCAUCAUUAAACUCAGCAAAAACGAUUGAGGCAUCAGAUUUUACCAAAGAACAGCACGUGUUAUUCUACCACGAUAUCCAAGAGAAUAGAAAUCUUCAUUUUAGUGAAGAAGUCAUGGAUGACAUUUUCGGCCUUACUAAUGGUUACGCUGGCUUGGAGGGUCUGCUUGCAUCAUUGUGCAUCGAAUAUGCUAGCAAUGAGGAAAUCCUCGACUUUAAUACAUGGAACAAUCGCUUCACAGAAUUUAUUCGUAACCCCACGAAGAAAAAGAUUAAUGCAGUUAAACACAUUGAAAAAUACCUCACCGAGCCUGGUAACGACAGUGAUAUCACCACCCAAUACUAUAACCACUUUAUCAAAGAUGCAAAGAAACUCUUAGAGCGCUUCUUACAAAAGGGAACUUUACAAUCAUCAGAAAUCGCUGAAGGAGAUUUAAUCGCCCUCGUGCACCUGCGUGCAAUUGGCAUCAUAAAGAGUCAAGGGGACCGUUUAGAGUUCACAUCUAACAUCAUCCUUGAUCUAUUAUCAAGCUCAUAUUAUCCAUUCUAUAGAGAAACCCUAGCAAAAAUCUCAAGUAUUGACACACCUCUAGACUUCUUGGGGAAGACCUUGGACCUUUUGAAGUACAUUCGUUAUGAUGUAAUUUUCCAUUCCUUGGCCCCCAAUCAACACUCUUUUUCUGAACAAACGAUCCAAGGCGAGCUUUAUGCUCUACUACACAUGGCUGUGUCAUAUCCAACAUAUAAGAUCUUUCACGAAACUAGAACUUUAAAAAAUUAUGCGAUCUCUGGUGAAAUCAAGAGUGCGAUCGAUCAGGCUAUCGGGUACACGAAAGGACGAGAAGGAGUAUGCUGUAUGCUCAUCUUCAACUUUGUGCCAUCAAACAGUAAGCCAGACAAUUAUCAAUUCUCAUUUCCAAACGUUGUCAAGCUGAGAGAUGAAAUCUACUUCGAAAUAGUUUAUAUAUUAUAUUCGAAGGCAUCUCGAAGAGCAAAAAUCCUUCGCAAUGGUAUGCAGGCCGAGAAAAUUCCUUUUGCAUUGAGUUAA
This is a messenger RNA of Ambispora gerdemannii, 1956 nucleotides long. The record is from the annotation of a GenBank genome assembly. Lineage: Eukaryota; Fungi; Glomeromycota; Glomeromycetes; Archaeosporales; Ambisporaceae.